AUGGACAACCAGCAAGGUGUUGCAGGACUUUCUGAUCCGAGCGGUCUUCUGCCCAGGGAGCAGGAUGGUCACCUGGAAUUCGAGAGCGCUGUCGACGCUCUUCUCGCUAUCCGUGAGCAGAACUGGGAGGUGCUGUGGGAGCGUCUUCGCGCCAGUGUAGAAGAAUACACUCGGCAACAGAUUGUGGCAGCAGACGCAGUCAGACUUGCUUCGCCAGUUUGGAGGACAACCUUCUUUCCGCUUGCAGUUUUGUUUGAAGCUUGGUCUCGCACCAGUGGUCUGCCCACUGUCUUCUACGUCGACUCCUUCUAUUCCUUGGUCGGGAGUUUGCUGAGUAAACAUGUCAGCUAUGAUGCAGCCGGCUUCCCUGUGCGAGCUCGUUUCUGGGCUUGCGGAACUGCCUCCCCUGGUUCAGGCAAAAGUCCUGCUCUGGACCCACUCAAGGAAGCCUUGAUGGAAGUUUUACGUGAGAUGCCAGAUUUGGCUCCAGGCGUGGCCGCGGAUGGUUUCCACGUUCAACCAGUCGGCACACACGCUGCAGCCGUGGACCGUCUGCGCAGCACAGGCGGGUACCAAUUCAUCGGUGCAGGUGAAGGAGGUGGCGCCGUGCCCUGGGAGACGGCCGUGGACAGACAAGCGCGAAGGCGCUCGAUGGCAGAGGCCCCCGCCCUCGCUCCGGAAGACGAUAAAACAAAUGUGAGCGUGAUCAUCUUGCAGCAGCAGGCGCUUUUCUCCACUUGGUGGGCUCGGGCAGAGGACAGCUGCAGCAUAGGGCUGGCGGGCAGGUUUGUGUUUUCCUUUGCGUCCGCGGGUGAACCUGGUCCGCCAGACACAGCGCAGUUCGGUAACUAUGUGGCUAUACCGGUGGUGAAAGCAGUCUUCAGAUUAGUGUUACAGCACCUAGGUCCCCAGGCGCCCUUGCCAACUGACAGCCCUCUGUUGUCUUGGGCAACAGAUGAAUCUGGGCAGGCAGCUGUCUACAGGUACCGGCUGCUGUGCUCCGAUCUGACAAGAACAUUGCCGGUACAGGAACCCUUUGCAUCCUGCUUGAACAAGAAUGGGUACUGGCUGGCGUGCGUUGGCUUUUGGAACAGCGUGCUUGGCCAGAUAUGGAGGGGGGCAGUAGCGGAGGACCGUGACAUGGAAGUAGCCAUUCAGCCAACCAUCACGGACGAGUGUCUCAAACUGUCCAUGGAUUUCUUCACAUUCCGUUUUCUCUAUGGCGCCGCCGUUCUGUCUGCAGAUAUCCGAUGCAAGACCUGGAUGAAACGGACUGCUUCGAGUGGCGCAGACCGAGAACGCUGGAAUUCUACAGCCCUGCUUUUGGUAAAGGCAUCCUGUGGAGUCAGCAUUACACCCGCAGUAGCUCAGCGAGCCGGACCCAUGUUCCGCGGUCUGGCUGCGACGCGCGGGUCAGAAGCCCAUCGCCUAGCUGCAGAGGCUUACUGUGAUGCCUUGGAUUACUUGCACCGUCGUGGGUUCGGCGUGAAGAUGGAUUUGUCGGAUGACCUGCUGCCCACGUUUGUGAAGAGGCAUUACCUGUUGCUGCCUGAAUCCUGCAAGAGGCACCUGCAGCACGGGGGUGUUCCAGCCAUGCACUUUGGGUUGCAUGUGCCGCUUGCCCAAGUAGAUACUUCCAGUAAUGCGUGUCCAAGGCAGGAACAGCAGACGGGGUGUAGUCCAGAGCAGCUUGUGCCGUGUGAUGCCAGACCUGAGGAUGCCAGGCACGACAGGGAGCAAAGACAAGAAGAACGCACUUCUGUGCCCAACCGAACGGUUCCAUCAGAAACUCCCGGCCAUCAGAUCAAGGCCCAGGCGAAUUCAUCAGCCGCAGUGGGAGAGUCUCCAAGUCAAUUUGAGGCAGUGAGGAGCUCGCGAGAGACUGGUGAGUCUGAUGCGGAGGAAAAAGCUCCAGCUGACAAGAAGGUGUGGAGCACAGUCUACGAGGGACGCCCCAACACAUCCAUCGACAGUUAUUCUCACCUUCGAGAAGAAGUCGAACGCAUCCUUGGUGAGCGCAAGGAUCCUGGUGUGUACACAUUCGUAGACCGCGGCGUAAAAAAACUCACGCGCAGCCUUCGUGCAACCUGCAAGCAGGAUGCCUGCGUGAGCUGCACUCGACAAAUUUCCGCUGCAUUUCGUUUUUGCCAGGGUGCAGCUACUCUCCAUGUCCGUGUCUGCGGCGAGCACGGCCAGUUGCAAAAGCCCAAGGGGGGACACCUUUGGAAUGCAGCAGAGGACUUUGCAAUUAAGACGCGCAUGACUGCAGGAACGGGCUACACUUCUGACAAAGUUCGGGAGGCUCUGAAAAAAGCAGGUCUGCCUCUCCGGUGCACGCCUCGGCAGCUCAACCAAUUUGUGACCCGGAAAAACAGUGCCGCAGGCACUCAGCAAGUCCAAAAACCGCGGCUGAUUGUGUGCGGAGAGCUCGAAACGGCGGCUGCCGCCUAUCUUCUCAGUGACAGCUCAAGGUGGAACGAACAUCCUUUGGAUCGUUUAUUAGUUUUGCCCACCCCCGUGUUCUCCGAUGACCGUGUCUGCGCAGUGUGGACAUGUCCCGGCAUGCUCCGCCGCGCGCAGGCAGCGCAAGGCAAAGUAGUGAAACUGGCAAUCGAUGGCAAGCAGAGCGUCCUGAGCAAUGGCUACACGAUCGCCACUCUGAGCUUCCUCGUCUGCAGUGAGCAUGUGUCUCUAACAAGAGACGCGCGCAAGCGUGCUGCCAGUCGGCCAAAAGUGCACACACUCACACAGGAACCCUUUGCGCAGGCACUUAUGAACACAGAGUCUGAGCCAAAUGUGUCCCAAUUUCUGAGCACAGCGACACAGGUGGCCAAUCAACACUGCGGCCUGGACCUGGCGCACCAAGUCUGGCAGUUGCACAAGGAUUAUGCAAAAGGCUUGGAGGCUUCUAGGUCCGAGGAACCCACAGAGCGCGUUGCUGCGCAGUCAAGGCAGCUUGGACGAGCGUCUCAGAAGGACUCGGUCUUCCAAGAGCUGGAACGCGUCAUUAAGCUCAGCCGUGCCUUGCCCACGAUUGUGCUGUUUGAUGUUGUUUGGUCUAGAACGUUCGCGUGGCUGGAGACGGUCAGCAAGAAGGCGACCACCUAUCUGCAGACGACAUACUUUCAGCGCACGCCAGUUGCUGGUCUCCGAAAACAGUUCCAUGUCGGUGAGCCAGUUGGUGGCCAUGACACGUGCUGGUUUGCUGGUUUCUGGGCGGGGGUGACAGGCACAUAUCCUGGCACUGGUUCCGGUACGCAAACUUUGGAGAGCUUUCAUUCGUAUUGGCAGUCCAAGAUAAAGUCCCAGGUGCGUACACACCCAACAAAGAUAUUUGAGGCGAUGCAACAGCUGUACACCGAAGACUGGUGCAACAAGUUUGAGUGGUCUGCGGAGCGCAGCUUUCGUACCUGGCCAGACAAGCCGGCUGAGGAUCUUCUGAAUAGCGACUCCUUGCGAACAGCUGGGCGCUCUCCUGCUGUGGACUUCUGGUCUAAUCGGGAGCCGAAGUUGUCAGGACAGCGAAAUUACUUCAAGCUGUGGAGGCGCACUGACAAGGAGACACAAGCCACGCAGAGCAGGGAUGGUGUCACAACCCUCUGGGUUUUGCAAGCCCGCAAAGUCCGCGGGGUCAUGCCUGCUGAUGCACCCAUUUCGCAGGAGACUGCCGAAACCAUCGCUGAUCUCCUGUGUCAGGAUGGAGACAAGCUAGCAAAGCGACUCCGCCAAUGCGGAAUUCUUGAGGUCGCCAAGGAUCCCAAAAAUGCGGGCGCCGCCAAAGAGAGGUUGAACCUGGGCAAGUUGGAGCAUUUUCUCGACGGCCAUUGCGUUGUGCUGCAGGGUCAUCUGGCCGACUCGUUGUGGCCACGUGUGCGCCGACGAUUGCAGCAGCCGCUACCAACAACACUCUGUACAUGCCUGGAAUUCCUCCUCCACGCUGACUGUGAGCACAUUGUGUAUAUCAAAGCUGUGGAAGAGCAAAGUGGUGCGGUCGAUCUACGCAGCAUCCCAGUCCUCAAGCCUAAAGAAAAGAAGACGACAGACGGCGGCUUGGCUGCCUUGGCUCAGAAGUUGAAGUACUGCCAAGAAAUUUUCGU
Symbiodinium pilosum is the source of this 4097-nucleotide messenger RNA. Lineage: Eukaryota; Dinophyceae; Suessiales; Symbiodiniaceae. The record is from the annotation of a GenBank genome assembly.